Molecule: messenger RNA, 656 nt
Organism: Diachasma alloeum
Lineage: Eukaryota; Metazoa; Arthropoda; Insecta; Hymenoptera; Braconidae
Product: E3 ubiquitin-protein ligase RNF181
Exons: 3
Coding region: 129-569 (146 amino acids)
Biological process (GO): protein ubiquitination
Cellular component (GO): cytoplasm
Molecular function (GO): ubiquitin protein ligase activity
Source: RefSeq, a predicted model, not a curated record
GCCAUUACAGUCAACAAAAUUUGAUGCAAGUGUGUGUUUAGAAUUAUCAGUUAGGCAUUAUAUUCGAAAAUAAAGCAGGCUCAGAUUCAUUCGGCUGAUCAAAUUUAUUGAGGAUUGAAUGAGCAGAGAUGUCAGAUUAUUUCGAGGAAAUGGGAUGGACCCCACUCCGAGACGGAGAGACACCUAAUGUACUAUUACAAAUGGCGCGAUUUUUGCGAGAUGUUGGAAUGUGGGAUAUGUUGGGACAGGAUGAAAAAUUACCACCCCCUGCAUCAAAAGCAGCAGUAGAAGCACUCGAGGAAAUUAAAAUUACCGAUGCUGGAUCCAAACAGUGUCCUGUAUGUUUAAAAGCAUUCGAAAGUAGUGAAAUUGCUAAAUCUCUGCCUUGUCAACACUCAUUUCACAAAGAGUGUAUAAUUCCUUGGUUGGAUAAGACCAAUUCGUGUCCACUCUGUCGGCACGAGUUACCUACAGAUGAUGAGGACUAUGAAAUGUAUAGGAAGGAAAAGUUGAGGGCAGUGGAACGAGAAAAAGAUUUGGAGACAUUGCACAAUUCUAUGUUUGGUUAACAAAAUUGUUGGAAUUUUUGAAAAUUAUUUGGGAGGUUUUUGCCAUCAUGGUUAUGUCAAUAGAAAUAAAAUCAAUAUAAGUAAGGC